CGAUGAUGACUAGGAACUAGGAAGAGAUUCCUACCAGGAUAAGGAAACUCCAAAACUCUCCAAAACCAAUAUAUGUUGGGUCUGUAAUUUCCUCUAUUUAUUUAUAUCCGAAAACGACAUGAACACUGUAAGCUUUAAGUGGUCUUUUUCUUUUCGAUUUCGGCCCUGAAAGCCUCGUCUCAGAAGCUCUUACCUUCAUGGCUAACCAGUCCGAUCAUGAGUACCACCAUCUCAAGCAACCCUUGGAAAAAAAACUAACUCUCUGAACCUCAAGCUGCAUGCAUUGGUAAUGGAUUCUGUCAUGGAUGCUUCGUCUUGGCCAGCUCUCUCUAUUCAGAGAGUUCCCUCUCCUGAGGUGAUCCUCUCAACAGAAAUUGCGACUUGUGAGCCUGUUCCUACCGAGAUGGCUGGUGCUAACAAAAAUGAGUGUUUGUCUUCGUCUUCAGCUAUUGAUUCCACGGUUUCAGUUUCUGUUGAUGACUCUGCUCCUAGGUCGGAGCAUAGUACAGUGACAUCUUCCUCCUCUAGUCCAUCCUCAAUGGGGCCUAGGAGUCAGUCUUCAAGCCAAUAUAAUUACGGCGCUAACCGAAUUCAUCAUCAGCAUUAUCAUUCAGAUGGGUUUCGUCGGAAUCAGAGAGCUAAUGGGUUCAAUUCGAAAGGAGGAAAAAGAGGAGGAUAUGUGUUACCAAAUCAUAAUUUUUCGACUACCGGUCAUCAACAACAGCAAAGCAGCCAUUGGAAUCAUAAUCGGGGUGGAUUCAAUUGCAAUACCAAUGCUAGAUGGGUGAAUUCGCGGCAGCAAAUCCACCAUGGAUUUAUUAAUGGAUCAUCUGAAUUUCUUGGACCAAGACGUUCGUUAAUACACUCUUUUCUUCAUUCAACUCCAAUGAUUAACUCUCCAUACUUUAACGUAAACCAUCAACCUCCUCCUCCACCAAUUCCUGGCUAUAUGUUCCCUUAUUACGGCAAUGCAAACUAUUCAGAGGUGUCAAAUCCAUGGUAUUGUCCUCCGGUGUCUCUGCCUUCAGUGCCCUCCCCGCCACCAUACAUUGAUGCAAUAAGUGGAGCAUUAACAUACAAUCAACCUAUUUUUCCAAACUCAGAAGUUGGAAUGUGCAACAAAAUACUCUAUCAAAUUGAGUAUUACUUCAGUAAGGAGAACUUGGAGAAGGAUGGUUACAUGAAGAGCUUGAUGGAUGAUGAAGGCUGGAUUCCCGUUCAUCGUAUUGCAGGGUUUAGAAGGGUUAAAGCCAUGACAAGUGAUAUCAACCUGAUACUGAGAUCAUUGCAACUCUCUGCUGUUGUAGAAGUACAAGGAAAUAAAAUGCGUAGACGUGGAGACUGGAUGAACUGGGUACAGAAUCGCUCUACAGAUGCUCAAAUUAGCUCUAUCACAGACAUUUCAACAGGCAUUCAAAACAUUCAUCUGAGAGAAAGCUGGAGCUGAUGCACUCGUAUCUGAUGAUUCGAACUGUCUUCAUGCACAGAUGAAGGGAUCUGGUGCAAGUUAGCUACCAAGGUAGUUUAUUUAAAAUAAAAAAAAUAAAAAAUAAAAAAAAGGACUUGAGUUCAAAAAAGGAAAUAGAAAAAGUGGGAGAAGAAAAAAAAGGAAAUAAGAAGAAAACAAACUGACUUCCGAAACCUUGUGAUGGAGCUGUUCUAAGCACAAUUAGCAUGUCCAGCUCAGUACUGAAAGAUUUCAUUCUUUUCGUACGAAGAGGACAGAUAUUGAUGGUAGAGGUUCCAAGUGAAAACCCCAAUCCUUCUAACCUAUAGAGAAGGCAGUUCUGGUUGAUGUCUGUAGCUAUGUACAGAAUAUGUGUUCAAUUAUCCUUUUUAUAACUCUUCUUUGGGCUAACCUGGUUUGGAGCCUUAUCGUAUUAUACAGAUGAUGUUGGAACCAAUUUUGAGUGUAUCUUUCUGCCCAUAUGAAGAGGGAGGUUCAUUUCUAAUCCGGUAUUCUUUUAUUAGUGUGGUUAAUAAUGUGCAGACCAUUUAACCAUUGGUUUUCCAUAAUCAACAAUGUAAAGUUCCAGCCUGUUUCUAAUCCAUAAUUUGCAUGCUUUUUAUGGCAUAGUUUGA
Messenger RNA from Macadamia integrifolia, 2082 nucleotides. RefSeq names its product la-related protein 1B-like. Bases 290 to 1447 code for a protein of 385 amino acids. Gene Ontology annotation, molecular function: RNA binding. The record is from RefSeq and is a predicted model, not a curated record. Lineage: Eukaryota; Viridiplantae; Streptophyta; Magnoliopsida; Proteales; Proteaceae. The transcript has 6 exons.